Sorex fumeus (smoky shrew) is the source of this 1465-nucleotide messenger RNA. It is a transcript of the gene PINX1, whose product is annotated as PIN2 (TERF1) interacting telomerase inhibitor 1. Gene Ontology annotation, molecular function: telomerase inhibitor activity; nucleic acid binding. The transcript is spliced from 7 exons. NCBI's taxonomy places the organism in Eukaryota, Metazoa, Chordata, Mammalia, Eulipotyphla, Soricidae. The coding region runs from base 58 to 990 and encodes 310 amino acids. Gene Ontology annotation, cellular component: nucleolus. The record is from RefSeq and is a predicted model, not a curated record. Gene Ontology annotation, biological process: regulation of ribosome biogenesis.
GCGUGCUGCCCGGCGUCCGCUGAUCGUCCAGGCCCGCGGGGGUCCCGGCUCUGCGGCAUGUCGAUGCUGGCUGAGCGCCGGAGGAAGCAGAAGUGGGCGGUGGACCCACAGAACACAGCCUGGAGCAAUGAUGAGUCCAAGUUUGGCCAGAGGAUGUUGGAGAAGAUGGGGUGGUCGAAAGGAAAGGGGUUGGGCGCGCAGGAGCAGGGCGCCACAGAGCAUAUCAAGGUCCGGGUGAAGAACAACAACCUGGGCCUGGGCGCUACCGUCAACAACGAGGACAACUGGAUUGCUCAUCAGGAUGAUUUUAACCAGCUCCUGGCUGCGCUGAACUCUCAUCACGGGCAGGAAACUGCAGAUGCCUCGGACCGCAAGGGAAAGAAAUCUUUCAGCCUUGAGGAAAAGUCCAGAAUCUCCAGAAGCCGUGUGCAUUACACGAAGUUCACCAAAGGGAAGGACCUGUCAUCUCGGAGCACCACAGAUCUCGACUGCAUUUUUGGGAAAAGGCACAAAAAGAAGACCCCAGAGGAUGACUCCCCCGUGGCCACUCCAGAUGCCUCGGGCACUACCACCAGCACCAUCAACAUCCAUGAGUACUUCGCCCAGCGCAUGGCUGCACUGAAGGGCAAAGCCCCUUCCUCAGUGGCAGGACCAGACCCUCCAGAGACCCCCGUGGUAGGGAAAAGGGCCAAGAAAAGGAAGAAAGAGGCCAAGGACAGACAUAUGGGCCUGACAGAGCAGCCUGGGGCCACAGAGCAGAGUGAUGGUCUCCAGGACGAAAACACUGCCAGCCCUGCCACAGAGGCAGACGGCUGGACGCAGCCACUCGAGGACACGGAUGAGGGCACUCAUCCUCCAAAGCCCAAGAAAAGGAAAGGAAAGAAGCAGCUUCUGCAGCAGGUGCAGGCAGCAGAGGAGACGCCAUCAGGUGACACAGCAGUGAAGAAGAAGAAGAAGAAAAAGAAGAAAAGUUCCCUGGAAAUUCCCUAACCCUGCACCCCGCUCUCUCUUCCAGGGACAGUCCGCAGGCAGGGACAGGGACAGGUCCACGGGCAGGGCCAGGAACAGGGCCACAGGGACAGGGCAGGAGUUGUCAGCAUGUCCUCAGUGGCCACACGGAGGAAACGAGGCAUUCCAGCAGACUCAGGCACAUGCUGAGGGGUGAGGUGGCUCCGUGCUGUGCCUGUUCCCCUCAUACUGCGGGUGUCCACUCUCUCGCCCUGGCCUGCACCACUCAGCCUGGCCAGCGUCCACUUGCAGCCCACAACUGUCUACUCUCUCAACCUGGGAGCCGUCUACUCUCGCUGGGGGGCCGUCUACUCCCUCAGCCUGGCAGGUAUCUACUCUCUCGGCCCUGCUGGUGUCCACUCUCGGGCUGGCACCCACUCUUAGCCCGGCCGUAUCCACUUUCGGCCCAACUUGUCAUAAGUGGGAACCUGCUUCCCGCAGGAGGACUUGCCCUCAU